AUGUUUAUCCGCCCCUCUACUGUUCUCGUCGUCGUCGUCGGCCUGAUGGCCCUCAUGAGCGCUGGAGCGCCAGUGGCUGUUAUCGAUGACAUCGACAAGCGCGGGGCACCCCCUGCUCGUAGGACUUCUACCAUCGAUGACAUUGACAAACGCGGGGCACCCCCUGCUCGUAGGACUUCUACCAUCGAUGACAUUGACAAGCGCGGUGCACCCCCUGCUCGUAGGACUUCUACCAUCGAUGACAUUGACAAGCGCGGUGCACCCCCUGCUCGUAGGACUUCUACCAUCGAUGACAUUGACAAGCGCGGUGCACCCCCUGCUCGUAGGACUUCUACCAUCGAUGACAUUGACAAGCGCGGUGCACCCCCUGCUCGUAGGACUUCUACCAUCGAUGACAUUGACAAGCGCGGUGCACCCCCUGCUGCCAGGACUGCUAUCAUCGCUGCUCUCGACUAG
This is a messenger RNA of Suillus discolor, 456 nucleotides long. RefSeq lists its product as uncharacterized. The coding region runs from base 1 to 456 and encodes 151 amino acids. The transcript is spliced from 17 exons. The record is from RefSeq and is a predicted model, not a curated record. NCBI's taxonomy places the organism in Eukaryota, Fungi, Basidiomycota, Agaricomycetes, Boletales, Suillaceae.